AUGACGAACGAACACACAACAGUUGAGCAUCCUCAGACUCUGCUUAAUGGACAAAUUGCAUCUGGAUCUGCAAAUGGAAGUCCAACAUCAGGAAAUCCAACUCCAGGACAAGGUAUUGACUAUAAUCAUUCCCUAUUUCUUAGUCCUACUGAUGUGAGUGGGAUUAGUACCAUCUCGUUUCAGUUGUUAGGAAUUGAGAAUUAUACCUUGUGGAAUAGAUCAGUUAGGCUAGCUCUGCUAGGGCGGAACAAAAUUGGUCUAAUUGAUGGCACUUCUAGAAAGGAGGUAUACAAUGAUGACUUAGGGGGACAUUGGGAAAAAGUGAAUGCAAUUGUGUUAUCCUGGCUUAUGAACUCGGUGUCUAAGAGUUUACUGAGUGGAAUAGCUUUUGCUACUACUGCGUUUGAUGUUUGGAAUGACUUAAAGGAAAGGUUUGACAGAGUGGAUGGGUCUAGAACCUAUAGUCUCCAUAAAGAUAUCACCUCCUUACAACAAGGAACUGCUUCUGUGUCUGUGUACUACACUAGACUGAAAACUUUGUGGGAUGAAUUUGAGGCCUUAGUGCCUCCUUCCUACUGCAAUUGUGACAAAUCAAGAGGUUUUGCCUAUGCUAUGAUAGUGGGGGAUGAGAGUCAAAAAGCUGUAGUUACCAGCACUGGUGGUAUAGGCAUGAGUGCAGUUGGUAUGGAGUCAUUGUCUUUGUAUUCUAAGGUUGGUAAUAGCUCAGGCGUAAGUCAAAGGUUCAAGAGGAACUCCCUUCUAGUGUGUGAAUUAUGUAAAUGCAAAGGACACAACAAGGAAUUCUGCUACAAGGUGAUAAGGUAUCCUCCUGAUUUCAAGUCCAAAAAAAAGGUUCAAAGUGGUUCAUCUGCAACUGGUACAUCUGACUCUUAUCCAGGAUCUUUACCAGCUCAAGCCAAUUUCUCAUAUGGCUCGAAUAAUAAUGCUCAUAUGCCAGAUUUGGGACACACUGGUGAUCCUGUGUCUACUAACAGAUAUGCAGGAUCUGUUAUGUCUACAACAGGGUCUGGUGCUUCUGCAGUUCCUCACUACACUAAGGUUGCAAGCCAUGCUGAGAAGGAGAAUAAACCAGAACAUACUACCAGUAAUGGUAAUGUAGCACACACUGCAGGUAAUGUUCUCUUUGUAUCUGACAAUAGUCAAGUCUGGAUUAUUGAUACAGGAGCUACAGAUCAUAUGGUGUCUAAUUUGGAUGUGUUGACUAAGGAGACUGUGUCAAAACUUGAAGUUCCUAGGACAGUAUCUCUUCCUAAUGGUGAUGUCACUCAAGAGCUCUUCAGUGGAAGGGUGAAGGAGGUUGGUAAGGAAGAUGGUGGUCUAUAUGUGCUGUUGAGCCAACUAAAUAACUACAAGAAAGAUUCUCUGUGUGCUGGUUCUAAGCUGGACUCAGUACUCCAGGAAUCCACUUUGGAGUUAUGGCACAAAAGACUUGGACAUGUGUCCUCAGUAGUUCUCUCUAAAAUGUUUGCUAUGAAUAAACAAAAUUUGGGGAUCAUUCAUCAAAGAACUUGUCCAUAUACUCCUCGACAAAAUGGUGUGGUUGAAAGGAAGCAUAGACAUUUGUUUGAGGUAACAAGAGCACUUAGAUUUCAAGCAAAAAUUCCUUUGAAGUAUUGGGGACACUGUGUGCUGGCUGCUGCUUAUGUUAUUAACAGACUACCUAGUAGUGUGCUUCAAUUUCAGACACCUUAUGAGAAGCUGUAUGGGAGCCCAUAUGUACUAACUCACUUGAGGACUAUAGGCUGUUUGUGUUUUGCAAAAGUCCUCAAUGAGCAUGACAAGUUGCUCCCAAGAUCAAGACCAACAAUACAUAUGGGAUACUCAGAUGUACAAAAGGGGUACUUAUUGUUGGAUUUACAUAGUAAUUCUUUUUUUACUAGUAGAGAUGUGCUCUUUCGAGAAGACAUCUUUCCUUUUGCUCAAAUGGACAACUCAGCCCCUCCGCCUAUCUUUGUAGAUUCUUUACAAAACAACCCUGAGUUAUCUAUUCAAAUAGAUCACUUCCCUCUUGUUCUUCAAAAGGCUGACAAUAUGGUGAAUGCAUGCUCACAAAAUCUAGAGUCUGAGGUCCUAACAGGGACAAGAAGAUCCACUAGAGUCAAGCAUUCUCCACCAUGGUUGAAAGACUUUGUCUCAUUGAGUGCUACUAAGGGUGUAAAGUUUCCAUUGUCUGAUUACAUGAGUUAUUCUCACAUGUCUCCCCACUAUCAAUGCUAUAUUGCAACAACCUCUUUCAUUAGAGAACCAACUACUUAUUCAGAGGCUAUCAAAGAUCAGAGAUGGAUUGAUGCUAUGAAGGCUGAAAUUCAGGCUUUGGAAAACAACCAGACUUGGCAGAUUACUGAUCUACCUUUAAGUAAAAGGCCUAUUGGCUGCAAAUGGAUUUACAAGAUGGUUACAGUGAGAUCUAUUGUUGCUCUAGCUGCUUCUAGACAGUGGCAUAUUCACCAAAUGGAUGUCUUUAAUGCAUUCUUACAGGGUGAUCUGACAGAUGAAAUUUACAUGCACCUGCCUCAAGGUUUUGUCAGUCAAGGGGAGAAGGUGUGUAGACUAACAAAAUCUCUCUAUGGACUGAAGCAAGCCCCAAGGCAAUGGAAUCACAAGUUAACUGAGGCCCUUAUCAAGCUGAAUUUCAAGCAGAGUCAACAUGAUUACUCCUUGUUCAUAAAUAAGUCAGAUGCAGGGAUCAUUAUAGUACUUGUGUAUGUGGAUGAUAUGUUAGUAACUGGGAGUAGUUUGAAGCUAUAG
Messenger RNA from Solanum stenotomum, 2769 nucleotides. RefSeq lists its product as uncharacterized. The transcript is spliced from 7 exons. The record is from RefSeq and is a predicted model, not a curated record. Gene Ontology annotation, biological process: DNA integration. NCBI's taxonomy places the organism in Eukaryota, Viridiplantae, Streptophyta, Magnoliopsida, Solanales, Solanaceae. Bases 1 to 2769 code for a protein of 922 amino acids. Gene Ontology annotation, molecular function: nucleic acid binding.